CCAAAAAGUGGUGGUGAAAGCUCUUGGUCAACGUACGAGGCCACAAAAAAAAAAGGCCUUAGUCUCUCUGCUCGCUUCAUUACAAAUCAUGGAUAUUAGCACUUCUUACGGCACUCUCGGAGGGCCCAAUAUUACCAUUCGAGAAUUAUCGAAAAAGCACAUUCGAUUCAUUUUAAGUGAUACGGAUCUAAGUGUUGCCAAUUCGUUGCGAAGAGUCAUGAUUGCCGAAGUGCCCACAGUCGCUAUUGACAUGGUAGAAAUCGAAACGAAUACCACUGUGCUGGCGGAUGAAUUUCUGGCUCAUCGUCUGGGUAUGGUGCCCAUCGACAGUCGCGAUGUCGAGAAACUGCGUUACACUAGAGAUUGUACAUGCUCACAAUAUUGUCCGGAAUGUUCGGUGGAAUUGACAUUACACGUUAAAUGCACCGAAGAUCGUACCAAAGAAGUGACAAGCAGAGACUUGGUCUCGUCGAAUCCAUCGUUUGUGCCUGUUUUACAAGACAAGCAUGAUUCCGGUAUUCUUUUGGUGAAAUUACGCAAAGGACACGAAUUAAAACUGAAAUGUAUCGCGAAAAAGGGUGUGGCUAAGGAACAUGCCAAAUGGAGCCCUGUGAGCGGUGUCUCGUUCGAGUACGAUCCAUAUAACAAAUUACGGCAUACCCAAUACUGGUUUGAAGAAACCGAGGAGGAAUGGCCGUUGAGUAAAAAUGCCAGCGAGGAAGAAGCGCCAGAUCCAAAUGCACGUAAGUAUUGAAUAUCUUGUUGAUGGGGAUAUCGGGACAAUUGAAUUUACGGAUGAUGGUUUUUAUUUCCAGCAUUCGAUUACAACGCCAAGCCUGAUCG
Radiomyces spectabilis is the source of this 843-nucleotide messenger RNA. Its product is annotated as RNA polymerase Rpb3/Rpb11 dimerization domain-containing protein. NCBI's taxonomy places the organism in Eukaryota, Fungi, Mucoromycota, Mucoromycetes, Mucorales, Radiomycetaceae. Gene Ontology annotation, cellular component: RNA polymerase II, core complex. The record is from RefSeq and is a predicted model, not a curated record. Gene Ontology annotation, molecular function: DNA binding; protein dimerization activity; DNA-directed RNA polymerase activity. Gene Ontology annotation, biological process: DNA-templated transcription. The transcript is spliced from 7 exons. The coding region runs from base 89 to 754 and encodes 221 amino acids.